Messenger RNA from Paraglomus occultum, 1053 nucleotides. The record is from the annotation of a GenBank genome assembly. NCBI's taxonomy places the organism in Eukaryota, Fungi, Glomeromycota, Glomeromycetes, Paraglomerales, Paraglomeraceae.
AUGCAAGUCGAGGACGUGAAAACAAACGAGAGAAGCCGUACGAGCGAAAUAGUAGAUCUGUCUGUUGAUGAAAUAAAUGACAGCGAACUAUACUCCAGUGCACCUGUGAAAAAGGCUCCAAGGUUUUUCAACUUAGAAGGAGGUGACCUUGUCGUACGCGAAGUGAAAAGAAUGUUGACUUCCGAUUUUCCUCCCUUGUAUGGUAAUAGAGUACACGACAGUACAAUCUCUUUGUUAAAAUAUGAAGACGAUUCAAUUCUUGGCGAGGUGAAACGUCAUGUCAAGUAUGGCGAAGAUUCCAUAGUAGUUAAAGGAGAGUCUUUAAGCCCCGAGCAAUGGGAUGCCUUGCUUACGCCUGACACUUGGCUAUCUUCAGAUCAUAUUAACGCAUAUCUUUCUUUACUUAUGAGCACUCACGAUCAUAUUCAUGCCUUUCCCACGUACUUAUAUACUAAGCUAUCGUUCAAAUAUGACUAUGCGUCUGUACAAAGGUGGACGAAGAAGACAUGUAUAUUCGGCAAGUCAAUUGUGUUUGUUCCAGUCAACGUGACUGAGAAUCAUUGGCUUUUGGUUGUCAUAUGGAUCAAAUCUGAACGACGUGAACGGAUUGAGAUAUGGGAUUCCAUGGGAGGGGAAGAGUAUAAAAGGGAGAUUGGAGAUGUUCUGAAGAAAUAUCUCAUGGAUGAGUAUGCGAGAUACAUGGAAGACUGUGAACGACGCAAGAUCGAAGUUAAGAACGAAAUUGAGAACGAAAUAGAAAAUUGGCCGGUGAUUGUCAAGUUUGAUAUUCAAACUCCGCACGAAAAACAGACAGAUGGUAGUUCUUGCGGGGUUCUUGUCUGUUUAUUCGCAAAGGCAUUGGCGGAAGGCUACAAAGAGAAUGACAUUAUAGAUAUCGCUCUUCAAUCUGAAUCUGCUACAAAAUAUCGAAAGGUGAUAGCAGUUGAGUUAUGGGAGGAUUACAAGCGAAAGACUUUACAAGAACAUGAGAGCAGCAAAGAAGAAGGAGAAGAUACGGUAAUGAUCAGUGAAGGCCAGCUACAAGGUGAAUAG